Messenger RNA from Uranotaenia lowii, 1540 nucleotides. RefSeq names its product sulfide:quinone oxidoreductase, mitochondrial (gene Sqor). The coding region runs from base 118 to 1488 and encodes 456 amino acids. The transcript has 6 exons. Lineage: Eukaryota; Metazoa; Arthropoda; Insecta; Diptera; Culicidae. Gene Ontology annotation, molecular function: sulfide:quinone oxidoreductase activity; FAD binding. Gene Ontology annotation, cellular component: mitochondrion. The record is from RefSeq and is a predicted model, not a curated record.
UGUUGUGAAUUUCGGCCCGAUCGGAUGUUUUCGACCGGUUGUUGUCAGUAACACUCUUUCUACCUGUGCUUGUGCUGCUGUUGUGUUGUGUUAUUUUUCUAGAUCUUCGCCGCUGAAAUGUUGAAGAUGCAUUCUCUCCGUCGUUCUCUCAGCAGAACUGGUGGUGCGGUCAACGUCGAUUCUCUGAUACGAGGUUUCGCCACAACCGGCACCGUUCUCGAAAAUUACAAAUGCAAGGUGCUGAUUGUUGGGGGUGGCGCAGGAGGAUGUGCCGUGGGGGCGAAACUAUCCAAUAAAUUGGGCAAAGGAAAAGUUAUUAUCCUGGAGCCGGCCGAUAAACACUAUUACCAACCCAUGUUCACGCUAAUUGGUGGUGGUAUCAAAACACUGUCCGACAGCUAUCGGCCCAUGUCCACCGUACUUCCGGCUCUGGCUACCUGGCUCAAAGACACAGCCGCCAAAUUUGAACCGGAAAACAACACAGUCUACACAGCCAACGGGGAUAAGAUUGAUUACGAGUUUUUGCUGGUGGCUGUAGGACUUCAGCUUAAUUACGACAAAAUCCCUGGUCUCGUGGAAGCACUCUCCAUCCCGAAGGGCAAGGUGUGCUCCAACUAUUCCCCGAAGUAUGUCUCGAGAACCUACGACGCUCUGCAAGCCUUCAAAUCGGGAAAUGCCAUUUUCACUUAUCCAAACAGUCCAGUGAAAUGCCCAGGAGCACCACAAAAAAUCUUAUACAUCGGAGAACAUUAUUUGCGUAAGAGCAAGAAACGAAAGAACGCCAACGUCAUCUACAACUCGUCGCUUCCGGUUUUGUUUGGUGUCAAACACUACGCCGAUGCACUAUGGAAGAUCGUCAAACAACGUGACAUCAAUGUCAACUUGCGAACGAACCUGGUCGAAGUGCUGCCAGGGAAGAAUCAGGCAGUAUUCCAGAAUCUGGACAAACCAGAAGAGAAGUUUACCACAGAUUUUGAAUUCUUGCAUGCUACCCCGCCAAUGAGCGCUCCCGAUGUUUUGAGUUCUUGUAAAAAUUUAGUGAACGAAACAGGCUUCGUUGACGUCAGCAAGGAUACACUUCAACACACCAAGUUCAAUAACGUUUUCUCAAUUGGGGAUUGUUCCGGUUCACCGAACUCGAAAACUGCAGCUUCAGUUGCUGCCCAAUCUCAAGUAGUGUACAAGAAUAUGCUGGCCGCAAUGAACGGGCACAAGCCGGUCCAAGUUUUCGAUGGCUAUGCUUCCUGUCCGCUUGUGACCGGUUACAAUACCUGCAUCCUGGCUGAAUUCGACUACAGCCUCACUCCGCUGGAAACGUUCCCGCUGGAUCAGAGUAAGGAACGCUACUCGAUGUACUACAUGAAGAAGGAUAUUAUGCCCCCACUAUACUGGCAUAUGUUGCUGAACGGUCUCUGGAAUGGUCCCGGCUUUGCGAGAAAGCUAAUGCAUUUCAUGGAUUCUCCCAAGCCUAAACCAGUUCAAGCUUAAUCGUUCCUGGCGAACUUUAUGAAAUAAAUUUGUUAUGUGUAUUACAGUUGUA